Molecule: messenger RNA, 1174 nt
Organism: Guyanagaster necrorhizus
Lineage: Eukaryota; Fungi; Basidiomycota; Agaricomycetes; Agaricales; Physalacriaceae
Product: SH3-domain-containing protein
Exons: 5
Coding region: 63-806 (247 amino acids)
Molecular function (GO): protein binding
Source: RefSeq, a predicted model, not a curated record
CGCAGCCUCGAUUUAUGUAAUAAACGGCCGACGGCCCAUCGACCACCUUGUCUCUUACCGUCAUGGACUCCUCUGCCUUGCUUGCUCAUAUUUUGUCCCAGACAAAGCAGAACAUUGAAUUUCUUGUCUCACAGAACAAGAUUUCUUCCGGCGAUGCCAGAGAUAUCAUUGCGAAGUUGCCUCAUGACCCAGCUGUAGACAAUAUUACCAGGUCUGCCCAGAAUCUGCUAGUACGGUCGCCGCCACCACCACCGAUUCCCCAGCCGUACAAUCCGCCGCCUGUUACUACUGUGUCCAAGGCCAGGGCAAUUUGGGGAUACAACGAGGCCAGACAAGACCCUAACGAUCUUUCAUUCCGAGCUGGCGACAUUAUCGAAAUAGUCUCAGAAGCCAAUGCUGACUGGUGGACAGGACGGCGCAAUGGCGUCGAAGGCUUAUUUCCCUCGAAUUAUGUCGAGCGCUUGCCGCCAGAUACUGCGAUCGUUGAGAAGGCAGCGCCUUACAAUCCUCCCCCAGCAGCGUCUUACAACAAUGCACCGGUUUACCAGCCUCCUCUGGGACCACCUGCACCCAUGGGAUACGGCCCUCCUCCCUCGCAAUACAACCCUCCGUACCCUGCCUAUCAGCCGCCACCGCCUCAGCCGGCUCCUACUCAGGUGACCACUCAAGUCACCGUCGAGGAGCCCAAGAAGUCCAAGUUCGGUGGGGGUGAUUUGAAGAAUACUUUGGCGCACUCUGCCGUCGGAGGUGUUGGUUUUGGAGCAGGUUCCGCUGUUGGCAGUGGAAUAAUCAACGCUAUCUUCUAAACGCAAAUGUAUCUUUCACAUCUUUGAUAUGGACUGUCACACUGAUCUAGCUACGAAUUCAAUCUCGGGAGUUUGUCGUAUCAUCCUUCUCUAUCACACAUUUCAGUCAUCAGUCAUUAAUCAAUUGUAACGUUUGGGUAUAGAUAGCCACAAGCGGAUUACCACGCUCUUACAACUAUACACAUUGCAUUUGUAAUUCAAAGCACUCAUCUGUUGCAUAAGACGUUGGGUAUCAACACCUGAGGUGCCUGCUGGGCGCUCGCCGACCUUUGGACUCAUCAAUCUUUCUGUAGAUUCCGCAUUAUGGGAGAUGAGAAGCCGCUAUAUUAAGGUCUCUUCCAAUCCAUCCCGACAAGCACACAGCAGUG